Corticium candelabrum is the source of this 1073-nucleotide messenger RNA. RefSeq names its product aprataxin-like. The record is from RefSeq and is a predicted model, not a curated record. Gene Ontology annotation, cellular component: nucleus. Gene Ontology annotation, biological process: single strand break repair. The transcript has a single exon. Gene Ontology annotation, molecular function: single-stranded DNA binding; DNA 5'-adenosine monophosphate hydrolase activity; double-stranded RNA binding. The coding region runs from base 131 to 748 and encodes 205 amino acids. NCBI's taxonomy places the organism in Eukaryota, Metazoa, Porifera, Homoscleromorpha, Homosclerophorida, Plakinidae.
GUCACUAUGUCCGAGCGUGGGCGAAUUCUAGAGGAUGAAUGAGUGAAUAGAAAUCAGUAUGUACAUACGGGAUAUGUUAUAAUGCGUGGGCGUGUGCGCUGUUGUUCUCGCGUGGCGGUGAUCUAAUAUUAUGGCUGGUAGGAGCGUUCGAGGAGUGAAAAGAGAGCGGAAAUCGUCGAUGAAAGGCGGAGGGUGGAGUUUCGCGCUACUGCGAGCGAUGGACGAUCGCAAACAGGUCGUAGAGAGUUAUGACGACGUCGUCAUCAUCAGAGACGCCUUUCCGAAAGCGAGACAUCACUACCUAGUGAUCACCCGAAGAGACAUCGAGUCGCUAACAGACCUAACUCGUGAUCACGUGACCUUGUUGGAGUCAAUGCUUACUCGAGGAGAGAAGCUGGUAGAGAAGAUUAGGCGUGAAGGCAGCGAGAUGUCUCGUUUUCAAUUGGGAUAUCAUGCUGUUCCCAGUAUGAGGAGACUUCAUAUGCAUGUGAUCAGUCAGGAUUUCGACUCGGAUCGUUUAAAGCAUGCGAAGCAUUGGAAUUCCUUCACGUCUUCGUUUUUUCUUGAUGCAUCGGAAGUUAUUAGAACGUUAAAGGAGGAAGGGAGAGUCGAGAUAGACAGAGAUUAUUACGAGCGUUUACUGAAGGAGCCGCUUAAGUGUCAUGUCUGUAGGCGGUCGCUGGCAAACAUGCCGACUCUGAAGAGACACAUUCGUGAACAUUUGAGUAGGAAGAGUGAUGUUGGGUAGUGUGGUGUACUUUGACGGGUCGGUUGUGAAACAGAAUAAUUAAUGAUAUUGAAAUCAGAAUACAUGGUAGUGAUACGUAUGCAAACAUGAUAUCUCGUGGAAUGGAAUGACAACAACAACUUCGAUUGUUGGUAUUUGUUGUUGUUGUUAUUAUUAUUUGUAUUCACAAUGCAGUGUUUGUCGACUCUGAAGAGACACAUUCGUGAACAUCAUUCGAGUAGGAAGAGUGAUGUUGGGUAGUGUGGUAUACUUUGACGGGUCGGUUGCGAAACAGAUUUAUUAAUGAUAUUGAAAUCAGAAUAGGUACAGUAUGCAAACAUGAUAU